This is a messenger RNA of Brassica oleracea var. oleracea, 1617 nucleotides long. RefSeq names its product probable inorganic phosphate transporter 1-9. The transcript has 2 exons. The record is from RefSeq and is a predicted model, not a curated record. Lineage: Eukaryota; Viridiplantae; Streptophyta; Magnoliopsida; Brassicales; Brassicaceae. Gene Ontology annotation, molecular function: transmembrane transporter activity. The coding region runs from base 1 to 1617 and encodes 538 amino acids. Gene Ontology annotation, cellular component: membrane. Gene Ontology annotation, biological process: transmembrane transport.
AUGCCUCAGCCGCCAAGAGUGUUAUCGGCGUUAGAUGUGGCCAGGAUACAGUUGUACCAUCUCAAGGCCAUAAUCAUCGCCGGAAUGAGUCUCUUCACCGACGCUUAUGAUCUCUUCUGUAUAGCUCCGGUCUUGAAAAUGCUCGGCGAAAUCUAUUACCACGAAGAUUCAAUCGGAACCCCUAUUCUCUCCAUUUUUUACGCCAUCGCUCUCCUCGGCGCCGCCUUAGGUCAGCUCAUCGUCGGCUAUUUAGGCGACCGACUCGGACGCCGACGUGUUUACGGUCUUUGUCUCAUGAUCAUGGUCAUAAGCUCCUUUGGCUGCGGCUUCUCCGUCUGCACGAGUCGUCGAUCUUGCGUCAUGGCGAGCCUUGGCUUCUUUAGGUUCGUACUCGGGCUAGGGAUCGGUGGAGAUUACCCUCUCUCCGCCACCAUCAUGUCGGAGUUCGCUAAUAAGAAAACGCGUGGGACUUUUAUCUCCGCCGUGUUCUUCAUGCAGGGAGUAGGAAUCUUGAUGAGCUCCACGGUUACGAUGGCUGUAUGCUCGGCGUUCAAGACCGCCGGAGAAGGGAGUCCGGAGAAAACGAGAGCAGCGGAAUCGGAUAUUGCGUGGAGGUUGAUUCUGAUGAUCGGUUCUAUUCCCGCCGCCUUAACGUUUUACUGGCGAAUGCGUAUGCCUGAAACCGCCAGAUAUACAGCAUUAGUUGAGAACGAUGCUAUCAAAGCAGAAAAAGACAUGCAAAAAGUCAUGUCCAUAUCCAAACCAUCUCAAUUAGAAGAAGAUUUACCACAUCCACCACCACCGCCUUCUUCUUCUUCCUCCUCCUCGUACAAACUCUUCUCUCGCCGUUUCUUCAGCCUGCACGGCCGUGACCUCUUCGCUGCCUCAGCCAACUGGUUCCUAGUGGACGUGGUCUUCUACACAAGCAACCUCCUCCUCUCCCAAGUCCUCAAUUUAUCCAACAAACCUACCAGUUCCACAAAUGUCUACGACACUGCCUUUGAAGUGGCUAAGGUCGCAGCCAUCGUCGCCGUGUGCUCCACCAUCCCUGGUUACUGGUUCACCGUUUAUUUCAUCGAUAAAGUCGGUCGUGUCAAGAUUCAGAUAAUGGGUUUUUUCUGUAUGGCCGUUGUUUACUUAGUCGCUGGCAUUCCGUACAGUUGGUAUCAGUCUGAUCGUAAUAAGCCUAGUAAUAAAGGCUUUGUUAUUAUGUACGGACUGAUAUUCUUCUUUAGCAACUUUGGUCCUAAUACGACAACGUUUAUAAUCCCAGCUGAGAUUUUCCCGGCGAGGUUUAGGUCAACGUCCCAUGGGAUUUCAGGAGCUGCCGGUAAGCUUGGAGCUAUUGUUGGUACUGUUGGUUUCUUGUGGGGCACGAAACGCGACGAAGAGCAGAAAGAUGCUUUCCCAGACGUGAGACGCGUGAGGGUCGCGUUUUUGAUACUUGGCGGCGUUUGUAUCGCUGGAGUGUUGGUGACGUACUUCUGCACGCGUGAAACUAUGGGAAGAUCGUUAGAAGAGAACGAAGAGGACGACGAUAUUUGUACCUCGUCAGCACCGGGAUCACCGUCUGCUAGUGAGUUGCCGAGAAUUACAACGCAAGCAAUCGACUUUUGA